Sodiomyces alkalinus F11 is the source of this 735-nucleotide messenger RNA. RefSeq names its product enolase-phosphatase E1. NCBI's taxonomy places the organism in Eukaryota, Fungi, Ascomycota, Sordariomycetes, Glomerellales, Plectosphaerellaceae. The record is from RefSeq and is a predicted model, not a curated record. The annotation marks the transcript as partial. The transcript has 3 exons. Gene Ontology annotation, molecular function: acireductone synthase activity; magnesium ion binding.
ACUAAGAUGUCGUCCCCGCUGGCAAGCGUACGUGUCGUAUUGCUAGACAUAGAGGGAACUGUAUGUCCUAUCUCCUUUGUGAAGGACAUUUUGUUCCCCUAUUCUCUGCAAGCGCUGCCUGAGACCCUUGACAAGAACUGGGACACGCCUGAGUUCGCUUCGUACCGCAACGCCUUUCCUGAACCAGCAGCCUCAUCCAGGACCGACUUUGAAGCCCACGUCGUUGACCUCGUCAAUCGCGAUGUUAAGGCACCCUACUUGAAAGCCCUCCAAGGGUAUCUAUGGAAAAGGGGGUACGAAUCUGGACAAAUCAAGGCGCCACUCUUCCCAGAUGUGGCGCCAACUAUGGCUGCUUGGGUCACGACCGGGAUGAAGGUGAUGAUCUACUCUUCGGGGUCUGUCCCUGCUCAGAAACUUCUCUUUGGCCACACCGACUCUUCUCCUUCGAGCCUUAUUCCGCUCAUCUCAGACUGGUUUGACACCGUCAAUGCUGGUCCCAAGACGGAGUCCAGAAGUUACGCCAUCAUCAUGUCCCAUCAUCCGAAUGUCAAACCCCACGAGUGGCUUUUCCUGAGUGACAACCUCGCUGAGGUUUCUGCCGCCCGGGAAGCUGGGAUGCAAAGCCUCCCCGUUGUUCGUCCGGGGAACGCUCCUUUGCCAGAGGAUGAUCCAUUAGCAGCGAAUGCCGUGCGGGACUUCAGAGAUCUGGCCGCAUUAAGGGAUGGAUCGCCAUGA